This is a messenger RNA of Penicillium brasilianum, 1287 nucleotides long. NCBI's taxonomy places the organism in Eukaryota, Fungi, Ascomycota, Eurotiomycetes, Eurotiales, Aspergillaceae. The record is from the annotation of a GenBank genome assembly.
AUGGCCGUUGACGAUGCCUCACCACAGGCAAGGGCCUACCCCGACAAUCAUGCCCGAGCCAACCCCCAAACCGAACAAUCGCUGGGCCCCAACCCCGCAAUGGCCCGCAACUUCCACUUGCAGGUGCGGCCGGAGCUAGUGGUAAAGCCUGACCUGUUCACGAUGAUGUUUGGAUUCUUCGGGCGCAGGAACUGGGAGCGAAGUGUGGCAUACACGAUGAUGGAGCGCGUUGAGAACUCGUGGCUUCUGACGGGCCGCUCUCUCACACAGGACGAGUUGGACGCGUUCACUACCUACUCGACGCGGACUCUGUACUACCGGCGUAUGGGUGUGCCUAUUUCGUCUUUCCUGGGAACGGCAUAUCUUUACUAUAAAGUACGCAAGGAUGCUGGUUUGCCGCCAAAUGCCAGCCCGGCCUCACUUUUCGCCAUCCUACGCAAUCAGGCCCGGGUCGAUAAAGCCGGAUUCCGGUCCAUGAUCGCUGCAUCCGCUUUUAAAAUGCUCUUUAUCACGACAACGGGUGCAAUUGUUUCCGGAUUCACUGCCCUAUACUCAGAGACCACGAAUGUGAUUGUGGAUCCCCGAUUGAGGGGCUUUGUGGAGGACAUGAGAGGCCAAAAGCCGGAGGAAGUCCGACAACGCAAGCUCAAGGCUGCUAGCGAGCGCGCCCGUCGCAUGCGCGGUGGCGAGAAGGAUAUUGAGGGCUACAUUGUCGAGGAACUGCAACAUCCCGGUUCCCACCCGGAGCAAAGCGAUCAAGACUCUUACGCGUACGAGAGCACACCCUCCGGUAGCGACAUGACAUACAGCACCCCGGAGAACGACCAGCAGACUGGCUCGGCUGGUCGUGAGCGCCCUGUGGCGGAAGCUCCACGCAGGUCGUGGGGCUACGGUGGUCAAGUCGCCUCCCAACAGGGAGCAUCCGGCCAGUCUUCUGCGGACUCUGAUUUCUUCCUCGAUGGCAAGGACGACGAUGCCAGCCCCACAGCUCCGGAGUACCGGUAUACGAACCCCGAUGGUUCGCCUGCCGGGAGUGCCUGGGGUCGUCUGCGUCGACAAAACGCAGGACAAAGUUCGCGGGCUCCGCCGUCCCAACAGCCUAGGCCGCAAUGGGGUCAGCAGCAGGAUUCUCCGAAUUCACCGAGUUAUACACCCGCCGGGGAUAGAGACCAAUACGACUCGGAUAGAAGCCGCGAGAAAGAGCAGGCGCAGGCUGAUUUCGAUCGCAUGAUGGAAGCAGAGAGGAAUGUGUCUAGUAGUGGGUCGCCUCAGAACCGGGGCUGGUGA